This is a messenger RNA of Myotis myotis, 4782 nucleotides long. It is a transcript of the gene RAI2, whose product is annotated as retinoic acid induced 2. Lineage: Eukaryota; Metazoa; Chordata; Mammalia; Chiroptera; Vespertilionidae. Gene Ontology annotation, cellular component: nucleus. The transcript has 2 exons. Gene Ontology annotation, biological process: animal organ development. The record is from RefSeq and is a predicted model, not a curated record. The coding region runs from base 2427 to 4016 and encodes 529 amino acids.
AGGAGGCGGAAGUGAGAUUUUGUCCCUUUGGCCUUAAGGUGCACACUGCUCACCCCCACUGCAUUGUGCCCUGUCCUGCAAUCCAUCUGGCCUCAGCCCUGUUCACAGAGACUUGAGGCCCUGGCAAGGGGGUCUGAUGGCCUCCCUGGAACUCAUGGAUACUGACUUACCCUCCCACCCACAUGACAUCUGUCUCAGGAAGGCAGGAUGUGGUAGAUGGGUAACUAGAAACAGGCUGAGAAAAUAGAGGCCUCCUAGCCAUCCUGUAACAUAACCAUAGCCUCUUUGGGCUGCACUCACUGCCCAGGGAUAGGAACUCUGGGGAUCCUUCAGCUCCUUCCCUGACAAAAGGGACUGAGGAAGUCCCUGGUAGAAAAAAGAUGAGCAAAUAUUCAAUGACUUUCUGGAAGGAACCUGGCCACUACUUUGAAUAAAUGUUAUUCUCAAGCACUCUCUCGCACACACCUCUGCAGGGAACUGCACUUGGUGUUGAAUGAAGAACUACAGGGGCCUCUCUGCCAAGAAACGAAAUGCACGGAAGGGUGUUUGUGGCCCUCACAGCUUCCACAGGAAAAAGGAGCCUGGAAUUGACCCUGAAUUCUAAUCCUCCUCACAUUUUGAGCAGGAAGGUUCCAGGGAAGUUGCAGGCCUAGUACCAGGGCUAGACAGGGGGAGGAGUGACGUUUUGCAGGAAGAAAUGAAAGCUGGCACCUAAGCUGAAUGUGUAUUCCAGGAGCAGGGAAAGGAGGCAUUGAGAAGUUGCUGUCUCUCCCUUGGUGGGGGGAGUGUUAAGGGAGGCAGAGAGGGAAGGAGGCCACCACAUUUGGAAGGGUGGAUAGGUACAGCCCAUGAUGACAAAAACAGUUUCACUGCUUGAUUAAUCCUAAGCCCACAGGAAACACAGAACAUGACUUCUCUCAGUGACUUCCCUUGCAGGUCAUUAGAAGCUACCCCAGAUGGGUGGUCAUGGGUGCCUUCUCUGACUGCUGUCCUUGUCCUUGCCAACCCCACCCAGCUUCUCUUCAGCCUUUUCUCACCACUUCCUGAUAGUUCUGGCCAGUAGGAGGGAUGGGGCAGACCCUACUGGAGGAGAUCUUUGGUUCUCAGGGCCUUCGCAGGGCUGCUAGCGAGUAGGCCACAAAGCUUUGUUCUGCUGAUGUUGCUGCCUCUUCUGGCAUAAUUUUGAUGCCUUCUCAUGCUAGCAAAUCUCUGUCUAAUCAAAGGCAUGUGUCCACACUAGAAUGUGAUCUACUUGAAGGCAGGAACCUUGUCUGUCUGGCCCAUGACAGCAUUUCUAGCCCCCAGAAAGUAUUGGUAUGCAGUAAGCAUUCAACAAGUUAAUUGGUUAGUUGAAUGAAUGAAUGAAUGAAUGAAUGAAGCAAUGAAUGGAUGGUGUAUUGGAAAUAUGGUGUUUUUUGGACUGAAUCAGGGAGAAUUCCUCUCAGGAAAAACAGGCACUGCAGCUUGGGCAAGGUCCCUCAUCUUCCUGGGGACAGGCUGCCUCCCUACUCUGCCCCAAGUGCACUAUUGGCCUGCAUGCUGGGUCACCUUGUGGUUUCCAGAGGGCACUUUGCCCCUAAAGAGUCAGGCUCUGGAGGCUUCCUCAGAGGCACCACAGUGAUCCCUGCCAAGGGCAUCAUCCACCAGUCUUUCUCCACAAAGUGAUGCUUUGCAUAGCAUCCUUCCUCUUGCCUUCUCCUCCUCAUGCUUCACAGAAACUCCUUGUUCUCUGCAUGUGACACAUUUGAAUGAUCUAGAAACAUCACAGAGUUGUUCAUUUGUUAAAGAUGCUUCCUGUAGCAAUGUCUUGUUUGUUUAUUUCCAAUCCCAUGGUGUGCUGGGCCAGCUCUCUUACUUGUUUUUGAGGUUGUGCUGGUAACUUGGUGGUGAGCAAGGAAAGACUAGAUGAUCACAGGACUAAAGUCUAUACAGUUCAGAGAGGUGAGGUCUAGAAUCAGAGAUGCAGAGUGAGACUGAGGAUUAUUGAAUUAUUAUUGAUCCCAACCAGACUCCAGGGCUGCACAGAUCCUGGAGUUAUACAUGGUGCCUGCCUUCUCCAUGGUAACCAGGCUAAAUAUGGAGGUGUUUCCAUGGAGAGUCAUAUUGGCAGCUGCAGCCCUGCUUCCUUCAGGAAGCACCUGUGCUGGGUUCUUUGGCCUCUCCAGUGGCCAGUGCAAUGGACAUUAAGGGAGUGUAUCUCACCUCUGAGGAUGCUUGUUUCCAACAAGUGAUUCAUUUCUCCAGCCCUAGAAUCAUCAAUAUCCCCUCCUUUUGACAGCUAGACGUUAGGAGAGGUCACAGAUCAAAUAGAUGGCGGCGAAAGUGACAUUGGAUCCUAUGAGCAUUCAUGCAAGUUUUGCAUCUUCACUGGUGGAAAAUUAUGAAGAAAGGGGAUGUCACUGGUUGAGUGACAUCAAAGGUGAGUGAUGGAUGAUCUGCAAUCACAGAACCUCUCCAUGGACAUGACCAACUCCUCUCCUGCCUUGGCCAAUAACAGACUGGAGAAUGGUAUGGCCCAGCUGAUCACCACAGAGGCCUGGAACAUCAACUCCACAGACCUGGUAAAGAAGGCGCUGGUGACGGUGCCGGCCCCAUCCAUUCUGAACCCCCCAGCUGAGUCCCAGAGCGGCAUGGCUCUAAAAGUGGCGGCCACCGUGUUGCAGCCCCUGUGCCUUGGGGAGAGCCCGGUGGUGAUGCCCAUUCACAUGCAGGUGGAGGGAAGCUCUGCACCUGAGCUCAACCCUAAUGGCAAUGCCACCUAUGUUAUGACCACACAGGGCCCUGUGCAGCUGCCCGUGGUGCUGGAGCAGCAUGUCUUUCAGCACCUCAACUCCCCUCUGGUCCUGCCACAGGAGGCCCCAUGCUCCUCCAGUGCCAUCCACAACAACCUCUUCCAAGCAGCCGAGGACCCCGAGGCCCAGCCCCAGCUCCUGGACUUGCGCAUCCCCAGCCAGCCACAGGAGCCCACAUUGCCAUUUGAAGCUGUGCUCCAGAAUUUGUUUCCCUCACAGAGCACUCUUGGCUCCCCACCCUGUCAGCCUCCUCCUGGAUAUGCCCCUGUGCCCCCCCAGCCCUUUAACUCCCCCUUGUCCCCCCUGGUCCCACCAGCCACCCUCUUGGUGCCCUACCCUGUGAUUGUCCCCUUGCCUGUACCCAUCCCCAUUCCCAUCCCCAUCCCAGUGCCUCAGAGUUCUGAGUCCAAGUUCAGCCCCAGUUUAUCCAAGCCGCCAUCUUCCUUUGGCCUACACCCCUUUAAAGGCACUCAGACCCCUCUGGAGAAGGAGGAACUGAAGCCCUUUGACAUCCUCCAGCCCAAGGAGUAUUUCCAGCUCAACCGCCACACAGUCAUCAAGAUGGGAAGUGAGAAUGAGGCCCUGGAUCUCUCCAUGAAGUCAGUGCCCUGGUUCAAGGCUGGCGCAGUCAGUCCCCCAAUCUGCCAGGAGGAUGCAGCCCUAGACCUGUCUCUGGCAACCCGCCGGAAGUCUGAGCCUCCCCCUGAGACUCUGUAUAAUAGCAGCAGGUCAGUGGACAGCUCAUGUCACAAGGUGCAGGAGAAACUGCACAGAGGCAUGGAGAUGCCUUUUGCCCCUGCCACACCCCACGAAGCCUCAGCCAUGAUGGAUAGCCACCUGGGCAGCAGUGACACCACCCAGCCAUUCAGCCAGCCCAGCCAGUCCAACAGCGAGGACAAGGCUGAAAAUAACAUUGAGAUGGUGAGCAACUCCCAGGCAGCCAAGGUGAUUGUCUCGGUGGAAGAUGCCAUGCCUACUAUCUUCUGUGGCAAGAUCAAAGGCCUCUCGGGCGUGUCCACCAAAAACUUCUCCUUCAAAAGAGAAGAUUCCGUAUUUCAGGGCUACGACAUCAACAGUCAAGGAGAAGAGUCCAUGGGAAACACAGAGCCCCUUAGGAAACCUGUCAAAAGCCGGAGCAUAAAAUUCAAGAAAAUGAAUUCCCAGGAAAUACACAUGCUCCCGAUCAAAAAACAACGGCUGGCCACCUUUUUUCCAAGAAAGUAAAUAAUGUGCGUGUGUGUGUUUUUUAAUUUUAUGAUUAUAAUAUGGAGAAAGGUGCACUGGUUUUAUAAAAAGUCAUUUAAAACAAAUUAUCUUUGUUAAUUAUUUUGGGGGGUAAUUCGGAAGCAGGAAGGCGAAUUGGCUCUAGAGGCCCUGUAAGCUAGCAUCAUUUUAUUUUUUUUUUAUUUUUGACUUUUCACAAAUGAGUAAAUAAGAGCAACCUAUUUUUCAAGCAAAUUGCACAUUUUUUGCAGCUUUAAUGGAAUAUUGGGUGAAUCAGAAGGGUAAAAAAGCUAUUUUCAUUGCCACAAAGUGCUUUGAUGAUGUAAUACCUAAUAAAGGGUAGGCUGAAUAUUUCACAAUAAAUGUUUGUUUGCACUAAUUGGUUACAGCAUUCUAUCAUUUUUAAAUUUUGCAUUCCUUAACUGACAUUGUUUGGCCUAAGCUGUUGCUUGUAAAGCACUACAAGUUCUCUGUGUUUAGAGACCUAAGCUCUUCAGGCAUGUUGGGCAAAGGAGAAUUCUAUUGGCCUAUGCCUCCACACACAGAGGAUUAGGAAUAUGUAUGACCUUGAUCAAGUCACUUCCCCCUCUAGCUCUCACUUUCUUCAUUUGUAAAAAUGUGGCAAAGGGUGUGGGGUUGGAGGAGUUGAGUUUCAAGUAUCCAAGGCCACUUCCAGUUUACAGAGACCCUAGUACAGCCGUGGGCAAACUAUGGCCCUGGGGCCGGAUCCGGCCGGUUUGAAAUGAAUAAAACUAAAAAAAAAAAA